Hemicordylus capensis (graceful crag lizard) is the source of this 3982-nucleotide messenger RNA. RefSeq names its product zinc finger protein 585A-like. The record is from RefSeq and is a predicted model, not a curated record. Gene Ontology annotation, molecular function: RNA polymerase II cis-regulatory region sequence-specific DNA binding; DNA-binding transcription factor activity, RNA polymerase II-specific. The transcript is spliced from 6 exons. Gene Ontology annotation, biological process: regulation of transcription by RNA polymerase II. The coding region runs from base 770 to 3847 and encodes 1025 amino acids. Lineage: Eukaryota; Metazoa; Chordata; Lepidosauria; Squamata; Cordylidae.
UCCCAGAGAUGCUGCCUGGGAUCGAACCGGGACCUCCCAAGUGCAAGGCGGGUGCUCUGCCUCGGGCAAGCUCCUGCCCAGCAGCAGCAGCCGCCGCCCAAGCCAAGCUCAAAGAAGACACUGGCUGCGCAUGCCAAGCGGCAGUCCCGUCUCCCCUCGGUUGAAGCCACUUCGGCACCGGCCCAUCUCAUCUCUUCGGCUGCAGAAAGCGGGCUUCUCGCAGGUCCCGCCUCCGCCUGCUCUUCCACCUCCCGGCACGGGACUCUCCACGGAGGGAAAUGCUCCCCCUGCCUUGAACCCUUCCCUUGCCUCUGCCUCCGCCCAGGAAGCCAAUCUGGACAGCUCCAGCCGCUGAAAGAGGAGCUCACGCCGCCCCGCCCCCCGAGAAGAAAGACGAGGCAGGCGGAGGGUUAAAGGGAGCGAGCGGAGCCUUCCUAGAGAGUCCCUGCAAAGGCGCCUGUGCACGAGAAAGUGACUCAUAUUCCCGCGGAAAGGAGUCUUUGCUUUUGGGGUGUGCUGCUGUUUGCGGGCAUUGGCCUCGUGCGGGGACCUGGAGGAAGCUUCGGUUGCUUGCUGGAAUCACCUACUUUUGUUAUUAAAACACCUUUCAGCUUCAAGAAUGUAAUACCUCAGACUGAAUAAUGUGUUGACUUCACAGGACGUAAUGGUCCCACCUCUCUGGACAGUCCUUGCUUUAGGAAAGAAGCUUCCUGAAGAGCAAGGAAACCUUGCAGUCUUGCUAGAAUUCGCCUUGGAGUAGGGAGCAGAGAUGGAAAAGGAACACUCAGCUGGCCCUGAAGCAGGAAGAGGAGUUCUGGCCACCCAGGCUGGGAACAACGAGGAAGUCUGGGAGAGAACUGUGCAGACGAUGCUGGCUGAGGAGUGCACCAGCUCAGCUGCAAACUGUCAGAGACUCCGGCAGUUCUGCUACCAGAAAGCCGAGGGGCCCCGAGAACUUUGCAGUAGAAUCCACAAAUUUUGCCGUCAGUGGCUGAAGCCAGAAAAGCACACCAAAGCUCAGAUGCUGGACCUGGUGAUCCUGGAGCAGUUCCUGACCGUCCUGCCCCCAGAGAUGGAGAGCUGGGUUAGAGAAUGUGGAGCGGAGACUAGUUCCCAGGCAGUGGCCCUGGCAGAAGGUUUCCUCCUGAGCCAAGCAGAGGCCAAGAAGAAGAAAGAGCAAAAGUGCCAGGAGCCAUCAAAAGUGGACCCUGAUUUCUCCGUGGAAGAGCUGGCUGCAUCAGACCAUAGAGAACGUUUGCUGAAUAGGAGGAUCGUUCAAGAGAGUGAAGGAGGUGCCACCUCACUGGGUUGUAAAAUCUCACCCGUUCUUCCACUUGCAUACAAGCCGUCUACUCUUUCUGGCGGAGCAGAGACGGUCUCUGCUCAACUGGACCAGGGUCCGGUGGAUGUGAUUGUGAAUUUCACAGAGGAGGAGUGGGCUCUGCUGGAUGCAGGCCAAAGAGCUCUGCACAAAGAAAUCACGGAGGAGAUCUGUGGGCAUCUGGCCUCUCUGGGUGAUGGAAGUGAGAAUGAGAAAAAGGAUGAACUGCAGAGUAGGCAAAUAGAAGCAAAAUAUUUGUGGGAGAAGAAAGCUGCUGCUUCUGAAUGCAAUGAUGUUCUUGAAAUUCCAGUCCAAACAAGAGGUUUCAAUGGAAAUGGAAGGAAUGAAAACCUUCAAUGUGUAAUAUUCAUAAACCAUAACUCAAGCCUUCUUCACAUGCAACCAAUAAUUCAUACAGAUGAUAAAAAAUAUGAAUGCUCAGAAUGCAGAAAGAAAUUCAGCUGCAGGCGAUAUCGUAUUUGCCAUCAAAAAACUGACACAGGGGAGAAACCCUAUCGAUGCUCAGAAUGUGGAAAAAGCUUCCAUUUGAAAAGAGAGCUUAUUAAUUAUCAACGAAAGCACACAGGGGAGAAACCAUAUCAAUGUUUAGAAUGUGGAAAGAACUUCAGCGACAAGAGGAACCUUAUUUCCCAUCAGAUAAUCCACACAGGGCGCAAAGCAUAUCAGUCCUUAGAAUGUGGAAAGAACUUCAACUACAUCUCACAGCUUACUCAUCAUCAAAGAAUCCACACUGGGAGGAAACCCUAUAAGUGUUCAAAGUGUAAAAAGGGUUUCUGUCAGCAAGGACAACUUACUUCCCAUAAAUGCAUCCACAAAGGGGAGAAACAAUUUACAUGCUCAGAAUGUGGAAAGAACUUCCACUACAACUCACAGCUUACUUACCAUCAAAGGAUCCACACUGGGGAGAAACCAUAUAAGUGUUCAGUGUGUGGAAAGAGUUUCCGUCAGCAAGGACAACUUACUUCCCAUCAAAGAAUCCACACAGGGGAGAAACCGUAUCAGUGUUCAAAGUGUGGAAAGAGUUUCCGUCAGCGAGGACAACUUACUUCCCAUCAAAGAAUCCACACAGGGGAGAAACCGUAUCAAUGUUCAAAGUGUGGAAAGAGUUUCCGUCAGCAAGGACAACUUACUUCCCAUCAAAGAAUCCACACAGGAGGUAAACGAUUUACAUGUUCAGAAUGUGGAAAGAACUUCAGCUAUAACUCACUGCUUACGUACCAUCAAAGAAUCCACACAAGGGAGAAACCAUAUCAAUGUUCAGAGUGUGGAAAGAGUUUCCGCUGGCAAGUACAACUUAAAUCUCAUCAAAGUAUCCACACAGGGGAAAAAUCAUAUCAGUGUUCAAAGUGUGGAAAGAGUUUCCGUCAGAAAAGACAACUUACUUCCCAUCAGUGCAUCCACACAGGGGAGAAACGAUUUACAUGCUCAGAAUGUGGAAAGAAUUUCCGCUAUAACUCACUGCUUACGUACCAUCAAAGAAUCCACACAGGUGAGAAACCAUAUCAAUGUUCAGAGUGUGGAAAGAGUUUCCGCUGGCAAGUACAACUUAAAUCUCAUCAAAGUAUCCACACAGGGGAGAAACUAUUUACAUGCUCAGAAUGUGGAAAGAAGUUCAACUGCAAAUCACAGCUUACUUCCCAUCAAAGAAUCCACACUAGGGAGAAACCAUAUCAUUGUUCAAAGUGUGGAAAGAGUUUCCAUCAGAAAAGACAAUACACUUCCCAUCUGUGCAUCCACACAGGGAAGAAACGAUUUACAUGUUCAGAAUGUGGAAAGAACUUCAACUACAAGUCACAACUUGCUUAUCAUCAAAAAAUCCACUCUGGGGAUAAACCAUAUAAGUGUUCAGUAUGUGGAAAUAGUUUCCGUCAGCAAAGAGAACUUACUUCCCAUCAGUACAUCCACACGGGGGAGAAACAAUAUUCAUGUUCAGAAUGUGGAAAGAAUUUCCGCUAUAACUCACUGCUUACGUACCAUCAAAGAAUCCACACAGGUGAGAAACCAUAUCAAUGUUCAGAGUGUGGAAAGAGUUUCCGCUGGCAAGUACAACUUAAAUCUCAUCAAAGUGCCCACACAGGGGAGAAAUUAUUUACAUGCUCAGAAUGUGGAAAGAAGUUCAACUGCAAAUCACAGCUUACUUCCCAUCAAAGAAUCCACACUGGGGAGAAACCAUAUCAUUGUUCAAAGUGUGGAAAGAGUUUCCGUCAGCAAGGACAACUCACUUCCCAUCAAAGAAUCCACACAGGGGAGAAACCAUAUCAGUGUUCAAAGUGUGGAAAGAGUUUCCGUUGGCAAGUACAACUUAAUUCCCAUCAAAGCAUCCACACAGGGAAGAAACGAUUUACAUGCUCAGAAUGUGGAAAGAACUUCAACUUCAACUCACAGCUUACUUGUCAUCAAAGAAUCCACACUGGGGAGAAACCAUAUAAGUGUUCAAUGUGUGGAAAGAGCUUCAGUCAAAAGGCUUACCUUACUUCUCAUCAAAGAAUGCACACAGGGGAGUAACCCUAUCAGUAUUCAUAAUGUGGGAGGGACUUCAGCAAGAUCUCACAAUUUGCUUGUCCUUGCUUGUGCUUGGUUUGUGGAAAAAGCUUCAGUCAGAAGGGCAGCCUUUCUUGCCAUCAAAGCAUCCACACAGGA